This is a messenger RNA of Ciona intestinalis (vase tunicate), 1916 nucleotides long. The record is from RefSeq and is a predicted model, not a curated record. Lineage: Eukaryota; Metazoa; Chordata; Ascidiacea; Phlebobranchia; Cionidae.
UUAUUUCGAAGAAACUUUACAACAAACAGGUCAUUACUUUCAGGGAAUUAGAUAUAAAAUGAGUAAACAGACAGAAGCAAGUUCUGAUGUUGCAGCAAAAGUGGAAACACCAAAAAAAGCAAGAGUUCUUGAAAAACGACGUUCCACCAAAACAUUGCAUAAACAAAAGAGCAAUUUGAUUGCAGUAAAAACCGCAGUGACAGUUACCCGAUACCAAUGUGCCACCAAACAAAGGAACCCGCAAAUUGACAUCCAAAAUAAAACAGUUUCUGAAGUUAAAGAAGAACUUGUUAGGAAGAAAAUACUUUAUGAAGAUCCCGAGUUCCCAGCGGACGGGAAUGCUCUCUUUUAUAGCCCCCCACACCAGCGCCCACGAAUGGACGUCGAAUGGAAAAGGCCACAUGAUAUUUCUAACGACCCACAGCUGUUUGUUGGAGGAGCUAGCAGGUUUGACAUCAUGCAAGGAGAACUUGGUGACUGCUGGUUGCUGGCAGCAAUAGCAUCUUUAUCACUAAAUGAUGACCUUCUGUAUCGUAUCAUCCCACCAGACCAAAGUUUUUCUCAAGACUACUGUGGCAUGUUCCACUUCCAAUUCUGGCAGUAUGGAGAAUGGAUUGACGUCAUGGUGGAUGAUCUUCUCCCUACAGUGCGUGGUAAACUUGUCUACUUACACUCAGCACAAAACAAUGAGUUUUGGAGCGCUCUGCUUGAAAAGGCGUAUGCCAAAUUAAAUGGCUCUUAUGAGGCCUUGAAAGGAGGCAGUACCACCGAAGCUAUGGAGGAUUUCACUGGAGGUGUAACUGAAGUUAUUGACCUGAAAGAAGCUCCUAACAACCUCUAUAGUGUAAUGCACAAGUCAUUGAAAAAAGGUGCACUUAUGGGGUGUGCUGUUGAGACCACCAGUAAGUCUCAAAGGGAAGCAAAGCUGAGUAAUGGUUUGUUGAUGGGCCAUGCGUACAGUAUCACAGGUCUCGAUAUUUUGCGCAAUGGUGUAAAGUUGGUUCGUGUCCGCAAUCCAUGGGGACAGGUUGAAUGGAAUGGAGCGUGGAGUGACGGUUCCUCAUCAUGGAACAGGGUGCCUGAUGAAAAGCAGAGACUUGAUGUCGAGUUUGGUGAAGAUGGGGAAUUCUGGAUGAGUUAUGAGGACUUCUGCCGCUGUUUCACAAAGCUUGAGAUCUGCAAUUUAGGUCCGGAUGCUGUGGAAGAUGAUGAUGUGAGUACACAGUGGAUCACUUCUCUUCAUGAAGGAAGAUGGACAAGAGGUUGCACUGCUGGGGGAUGCAGGAAUUUUCCAGAUACUUUCUGGGUGAAUCCUCAGUUCCGUUUAAUCUUGGAAGAGGAAGAUGAUGAUCCCGAUGAUGAUGUUGUGGGAUGCAGUUUCAUCCUCUCACUGAUGCAGAAGAACAGGAGGAAGCAGAAGGUGAAGGGACAAGGACUUCUCACCAUAGGAUUUGCUCUUUACAAAUUAAAAGAGUCGGUGGCACCCAACCAGACACUAAAGAAGGAUUUCUUCCUUUACAAUCAAUCUGUAGCUCGAUCCAAGAACUUCAUCAACCUUCGAGAGAACUCCCAGAGGUUCAAACUUCCUCCUGGAGAAUACUGCAUCGUUCCGUCCACGUUUCAACCGAAUGAAGAGGCAGAUUUUGUCCUCCGAAUCUACACUGAGAAACGAGCAGAAACUGGGGAACUUGAUGAAGAGACAAAACAGACAGUUCCUGUGGCCCCUGAACCUGUUCCUACUGAUAUAAGGAAAGAGAAACAAAGACCUAAGGAUGAAAAUGAGAAUGACAAGAAAUUUAAGAAGUUAUUCGACCAACUUACUGGAGAGGAUGGAGAAAUUGAUGCAUUUGAACUUCGAGAUAUUAUUAACUCUGUCAUGAAAAAGAGUGAGUGUUAGUUUAAUAAAUAUCGUAUAA